Messenger RNA from Sipha flava (yellow sugarcane aphid), 1995 nucleotides. Its product is annotated as hexokinase type 2-like. Gene Ontology annotation, molecular function: glucokinase activity; D-glucose binding; fructokinase activity. Gene Ontology annotation, cellular component: cytosol; mitochondrion. Gene Ontology annotation, biological process: glucose 6-phosphate metabolic process; glycolytic process; intracellular glucose homeostasis. The transcript has 9 exons. The record is from RefSeq and is a predicted model, not a curated record. The coding region runs from base 280 to 1725 and encodes 481 amino acids. Lineage: Eukaryota; Metazoa; Arthropoda; Insecta; Hemiptera; Aphididae.
UUUUUUUACACAUCGUUUGUUUUUCCCCUCUUGUAAAAAAACAGAAAAUCGAAUACUUUUUCUCCACCAACACCUCGCACCCGCCGUGUUAUCGUAUUGCCAUCGUUCCGCGUCCUCCGAUCGAUCACCGGCCCGGGGCGGUUCGAAGUCUACAAUCCCCGUGACCAAUCCGUGGUUCGUUUCUUGGGAUUCUUCUGUGCGCGCCCGUUUUUUUUUUCCAUUUUCAUAACUUUCGCUUAUUCAUUUCCGUUCUUGCCGCCGUAAACGUGUGCGUCCACCAUGUGUAUCGUGCUCCAUCCGAUCCUGCGUGCCCUUUACGGUUUGUUCACCGGAGUGACUUCGUCCGCCGUCAGAGUCACAAUCAAAGAGGAUUGCAAAUCACUACUUCUAUCCAAUGAACAACUAACUACUCUAAUGAAAGAUAUGGACGAUGCCAUUAGGAACGGUUUGCGCAAAGAUACCAAUCCAAGCUCCAUUGUCAAGUGCUAUGUCACUUAUGUACAAGAUUUGCCCAAUGGCACUGAAAGAGGUAAAUUCUUAGCUUUGGACUUGGGUGGCACCAAUUUCCGUGUGUUGUUGAUCGAAUUGGGAGAGAACAACUACUUCCAUAUGGAAUCUGAGAUCUUCAAAGUUCCUGCUCACAUCCAAACUGGCAAGGGCACUGAAUUGUUCGACCAUAUCGCCAAAUGUUUGGCUGAAUUUGUUAAAAAACAUAACUUGGACAGCAAAAAUGCUUUACCAUUGGGCUUCACAUUUAGUUUCCCACUUAGACAAGUAGGACUUACUAAAGGAUAUUUAAACAGUUGGACUAAAGGAUUUAACUGCUCUGGAGUUGUUGAUGAAGAUGUUGUCAAGCUUCUCAAGGAUGCCAUCAAGAGGAGGAAGGGCCUGAAUCUACGUUUAACUGCUGUAUUGAAUGAUGCAACUGGAACCCUAAUGAGUUGUGCUCACAAAACACGUUAUUCCAAAAACUGUUUUGUAGGUUUGAUUAUUGGAACGGGCUGUAAUGCAUGUUAUGUCGAAAAAAUCGAAAAUGCCGAACUUUUUGACGGUGACCAAUCGAAACCACACGUGAUUGUCAACACCGAAUGGGGUGCAUUCGGAGACGAUGGGAAAUUAGACGCAAUCCGCACGAAAUACGAUCGGGAAAUCGACGAAGAUUCAUUGAACCCGGGACAACAGAGAUUUGAGAAAAUGAUCAGUGGUAUGUACAUGGGCGAGAUCGUGAGGUUGGCCAUCGUAGAUCUGGCAAACCAAAAAAAACUGUUCGAAGGACGGCUGUCCGAACAAAUGAAAACCAAGGGAGCUUUCGGUACGUCAUACGUAUCGGACAUUGAAAGUGAUAAAGCCAAUUACAGGGAGACACUGAAGGUCUUAAAUGAAAUGGGUAUCAACGACCCGUCUCUAGUAGACUGCGCCAACGUGCGAUACAUUUGCGAAUGCGUGUCCAGGCGAUCCGCACACUUGGUUUCUGCCGGUCUAGCCGUAUUACUAAACAAAAUGGACGAAAAAUCAGUCACCAUUGGCGUUGACGGUUCCGUGUACCGUUUCCACCCAUACUUCCAUAAACUCAUGGUAGAAAAGACCAAACAACUCACCAAAUCUGACAUCAAAUUCGACCUUAUGUUGUCUGAAGAUGGAAGUGGUCGUGGAGCUGCUCUUGUUGCUGCUGUAGCCGUCAGGGACGAAUUACCACUAAAAACGAACGGAGUUGCUGCAAAAUAAUUCCUGACCGCUAACUAGUGAGUCAAUGUUACCACAAAUGCUAGAAGUACAUACAUUGUUUUAGCAUAAUUUUAUUUGAAUUUUUUUUUUGUUCUCUAAGAAAAAAGUUUGGUGCUAACGCUAAGCGUCCUUUAGGCGUUAUAUACACUUAACAAUGAGAGUUAUUUGUUUUAGAGUGUUGUCAUUGUUGUUGAGUGUUGAAUCUUGAUUGUUCAUUGUUAAAAAUGUUUUUUAGAUUUAGAUCAUAAAUACAUUUAUAUAUACAUCAAA